UUUCUAGUGAGAAAAAAAGACGACUUUUAUAUAACAUGGAAAUGGAACAGAUGGCAAGAACUGCAAAAGCAUUAAUGGAAGGAGUGAGUCAUGUUCAAGCACCAUUUACUUGUGCUAAGCAUUUAGAACAUGUUCGCCCAAUGUUCAAAAUGGCUUGGACACCUUUCUUAGCAGCCUUCAGUGUUGGUUUGCAAGACUGUGAUGAUCCAGAAAUUGCAUCACUGUGUUUAGAUGGAAUUAGAUGUGCAAUUCGAAUAGCUUGUAUAUUUAAUAUGAUAUUAGAACGUGAUGCUUAUGUACAAGCAUUAGCUCGUUUUACCUUGCUUACAGCUAAUUCACCUAUUACUGAAAUGAAAGCUAAAAAUAUUGAUACAAUUAAAACACUUAUUACUGUUGCACAUACAGAUGGAAACUAUCUUGGAAAAUCAUGGUUAGAGAUCUUGAGAUGCAUUUCUCAAUUGGAAUUAGCACAAUUAAUUGGAACUGGUGUAAAACCACGUUAUUUAAGUAGUGGUCAAUCAACAAUUACUGACAGUGGUGGAUUUGCUUUAGAUCCAGCAGAAUUGUCUCGUGGUGGAUUGGUAUUAGAUCAGAAGAAAAUAGCAAGUUUGCAAGAGUCGAUGGGUGAAACAAGUUCUCAAAGUGUUGUAGUGGCUGUUGAUAGGUUAGUAUCAUUAAUACUAUAUAGUCUUUUUACUAAUAAAUAUCAUUUAUAUUAAUGUAUUAACUUUUUUGACAAUAAGAAGUAUUGAAAAGAAAUGAAGAAAAA
Messenger RNA from Centruroides sculpturatus (bark scorpion), 769 nucleotides. Its product is annotated as brefeldin A-inhibited guanine nucleotide-exchange protein 1-like. NCBI's taxonomy places the organism in Eukaryota, Metazoa, Arthropoda, Arachnida, Scorpiones, Buthidae. The record is from RefSeq and is a predicted model, not a curated record. The transcript is spliced from 5 exons. The coding region runs from base 36 to 719 and encodes 227 amino acids.